GGAAGCAAAACACACGGCAGUGCGCAGGCGCAGCGGCAAGCUGAGCUCGCGCUGCAGAGGGACCAACUCACUGAGCAGCUUAACUUAAUUUAAACUUUAUUUAAACUUUAUUUAAACUUUAUUUUUUAUUGGUAACCAUCGACACCGUGACGUCACGAAGUGUGUGAGAAACAGCACGAGACGAAGCGGGAAACUGGAGCUGUUUGACCAACGCGGAAGUGAAUGAUGAAGAGGAGUCAGCUGCUGUCCGUGUUGGUGGGCGGAGUCUUCUGCUUCGCUGUGAUGUCACUGUACCGCAUGCUGGAGCUGAUGCAGGGGGCGGAGCUUCAGCAGAGCCAGGAGAAACCUGCCGGACAGGUAGACGAGGAUUUGUCCCGCCUCCAGAAGAAGAUUGACAGGCUGGAGCGUCUCCUCUACGACAACAACCGUCUGGUUGCUACGCUACGUGACUCUCUGCUCCUCCGCAAAGCAUCAUGGGAAAAGGAAAGACAAGGUGGAAGGGUCAACUUGAGCUUGGUCUCCGCCCACAGCCAAGCUGACACGCUGCCAGGCUGCCGAUUGGCUGCAGAGAUAAAGGAUGGAACAAAGCUGCUCGACGUGUACGACCUCCUGCCUUUCGAUAACCUGAACGGCGGCGCCUGGAAACAGGGCUUCGAGAUCAGUUACCAUGACAACGAGUGGGACGAACAGCCGCUGGAGGUGGUCCUGGUUCCUCACUCACACAACGACCCGGGCUGGUUGAAGACCUUUGACGGUUAUUAUCAGGAUCAGACCCGACACAUUCUGGACAACAUGCUGACCAAGCUGAGCGAGGACGCCAGGAGGAAGAUGAUCUGGGCGGAGAUCAGUUAUUUCUCUAAGUGGUGGGCGGAGCUUGAUGAGCAGAAGAGGGCGAUGGUCAGACGGCUUCUGAAGGCAGGCCAGUUGGAGCUGGUGACGGGAGGAUGGGUGAUGGCAGACGAAGCUAACUCUCAUUAUUACGCGCUGCUCGAUCAGCUGAUGGAGGGACACCUUUGGAUGCAGCGACACCUGGGUGUGCAGCCAAGCAGUGGCUGGGCCAUCGACCCCUUUGGCCACUCCCCCUCCAUGACCUACCUGCUGAAGGGGGCGGGGCUUCAAAACAUGGUCAUCCAACGAGUUCACUACGCUGUGAAGAAACACUUUGCCCAGCAACGGACCCUCGAGUUUCUAUGGCGACAAAACUGGGACUCCUCCCCCCGCAGUGACAUCACAUGUCACAUGAUGCCUUUCUACAGCUACGACGUGCCGCACACGUGUGGUCCAAACCCAGCGGUCUGCUGUCAGUUUGAUUUCCACCGCCUGCCUGGGAGGCGGGUCGUGUGUCCAUGGAGGACAGCACCACAGCCAAUCACAGAGCAGAACGUCAAGGAGAGGGCGCAGCUCCUCCUCGAUCAGUACCGUCAGAAGUCCCGUCUCUUCAGCUCGCCCGUCCUCCUCGUCCCGCUCGGCGAUGACUUUCGCUUCAUGGAGGCGAGCGAGUGGGACGUUCAGUUCGAAAACUACCAGAAACUGUUCGACUACUUCGACCAACACCCGGAGCUGCAUGUCAAGGCUCGUUUCGGGACGCUCUCAGAUUACUUCCUGGCUCUUCAUAAACGUCUGAGCGCGGCGGGAACGACUCUGCCAGCGGUGCGCGGCGACUUCUUCACGUACGCCGACAGGGACGACCAUUACUGGAGUGGAUACUUCACCUCCCGCCCCUUCUACAAACGCCUGGACAGGACGCUGGAGGCCACGCUCAGAGCGACAGAAAUCCUCUUCAGUCUCACGCUGGCUGAAAUGCGUCGUUUCCAUGGCGACCGUCGUCUGGUAGCAGAUUUCCCAGCACGUGAUCACUUCCUGUCUCUGACGGCGGGGAGGCGGAACCUGGCUCUAUUCCAGCAUCACGAUGCGGUCACCGGCACCGCACGCGACCCUGUGGUGGUGGAUUACGGCACCAGAUUGUUUCUCUCCAUCCUGAACCUGCGCAAGGUGCUGCAGAGCUCCGCCCACUGGCUCCUCCUAUUGGACAAGAGCCAGUACCACCACAACCAGUCGAAACCCUUCUUGCAAAUGGCUGACUCCAUCUCAGCGCAGGACGCUCUGCCUCAGAAGACAUUGCUCAUGCUCAGUGACGAGCCCAGGUCAUUGGUGGUCUUUAACCCGACGGAGCAGCGCCGAUCUGCAGUCAUCAGUGUCGUCGUCGACUCUCCGGAUGCUCGUGUCGUUGAUGCAGAAACAGGUCAACCAAUGGCUGCACAGAUCUCUGCUGUGUGGGCGGAGCCAAGCAGAGUGUCCACAGAAGCCUUCCAGCUGGACUUUGUGGCCGAACUUCCUCCUCUGUCUCUCGUGGUUUAUCAUGUGACCAAAUCCUCUGUUGGCUCCACCCCCCGCGCUCAGUACACCUUCAGUCGUCAUGGCAACCCGACCGAAGUCAAGUCUGAACACUUCCAGGUGUCGCACCUGGCUGAGGCUGACAUCCCCCUGUCGCUUAGCAACAAGCACAUCCAAAUAUGGAGUUCCUCAGAGACCGGCCUGCUGCAGAAGCUACGCCUACAGUCCGGUCUGGUCCGUCAGAUCCAAGUCCAGUUUCUGUGGUACGGGACCACAUCCAAGCAUGACAAGAGUGGAGCCUACCUGUUCCUGCCAGGGCCAGAGGGUGCUCAGCUCUACUCGUCCUCAGAGCCUCCAUUGGUCCGGGUCUCCAGAGGUCCCAUUUUCUCUGACAUCACUUCCUGUUACAAACAUUUCACACACAGAGUUCGACUUUACCACCUGGAGGGGCAUGCUGGGAGAUCGCUGGAGAUUUCCAACAUGGUGGACAUCAGGUCAGAGGUCAACCGAGAGCUUGUCAUGCGGCUCAUCAGUGAUGUUACCAAUGGCAACCGCUUCUUCUCUGACCUCAACGGGUUCCAGAUGCAGCAGCGGCGGACUCUGGCGAAGCUCCCCCUGCAGGCGAACUUUUACCCGAUGAGUUCGGCGGCGUUCGUUCAGGACUCGACGUCUCGCCUGUCUCUGCUGUCGGCUCAGAGUCAGGCCGUGGCAUCCCUCAGACCAGGUGAGCUGGAGGUGGUGUUGGACCGGCGGCUGCAGCAGGACGAUAACCGCGGUCUUGGUCAAGGAGUCACGGACAACAAGCUGACCUCCAGUCUCUACGAGCUGCUGCUGGAGGACAGGAGGGGCGGGGCUCAGGAAGUGGGAGGGGCCUCAGUGGAACACCUGUCCCUGCUCGCCCACAUUACCUCGCUUUGCCUCUGCCACCCACCAGUUACCAUGGUUACCCCUAGCAACAGCCAGCUGCCAAAGCUCCGCCCCUUCCUGCCACUUGGCACGUCGCUGCCGUGUGACGUUCACCUGCUGAACCUGAGGACGCUGGAGGACACGCAGGAAGCAGACACUCCAUCACAGGAAGUGGCCCUGCUCCUCCACAGGAAGGGCUUUGAUUGUAGCUCCGCCCCCCAGCCAGCAUUGCAGUGCACAUGGAGCAAAGACGAGGAGGUGAAUCUGGACGAUCUGUUCUCCCCUCUUCAGUUCCGGUCGGUCCGUCGUUCUGGUCUCACUCUGCUGAGAGAACAUGAUGAGCCAGAUUCUGUCGGGCAGCAGACUCACAUCACUCGGCUGCAGCCGAUGGAGAUCAGUGCUUUCAGAGUGGAGCUCGAGUGACCGACAAAAAGAAGACGUUACAAAAACAUGGAGUCAGGAUAAACUCUUUAAUCUGAAGGUUCAAAUCUAACAUCUUCAGACUGUGAGGCAGAACACAUUCAGCUGUUACACACACACACACACACACACACACACACACACACACACACACACACACGUACACACUAACACACA
Molecule: messenger RNA, 3837 nt
Organism: Notolabrus celidotus (New Zealand spotty)
Lineage: Eukaryota; Metazoa; Chordata; Actinopteri; Labriformes; Labridae
Product: alpha-mannosidase 2-like
Exons: 24
Coding region: 223-3663 (1146 amino acids)
Biological process (GO): N-glycan processing; mannose metabolic process; protein deglycosylation
Cellular component (GO): Golgi membrane
Molecular function (GO): carbohydrate binding; alpha-mannosidase activity
Source: RefSeq, a predicted model, not a curated record